Molecule: messenger RNA, 841 nt
Organism: Manihot esculenta (cassava)
Lineage: Eukaryota; Viridiplantae; Streptophyta; Magnoliopsida; Malpighiales; Euphorbiaceae
Exons: 3
Coding region: 188-541 (117 amino acids)
Molecular function (GO): protein binding
Source: RefSeq, a predicted model, not a curated record
CUCGAAUUUCAAUGUUUUUCAUUUCUUUUUUUUAAUGGCAAAGUCAACUGGAACAAGUAUGGACGGAGGGGAUUUUAUUAGUUUUGCAGUACAAAACCAAUUGAAUGAGUUAAAGAAGUCAAUUCAUGUGAUCAUAUUUCACUAAGCACCAGUGAGGAGUUUGAGGAAGUUUCCUGCAGUCUCUUGAAUGGUGCAAGUGGUUCUCUGGGAUUCUGUGGAUGUUGGUUUGUGGUUGGAAGAGAUAAAUCUGGGUAGCUACCGCCAGAUUUUCAAGGAAAAUGGUGUCAAUGGAGAAUAUCUGGAGGGUAUGUCCAUGUUCACAACUGAACAGAUUCUACGGUUUAUAAGGCGAUGUCACAUGAAAUGGGGAGACUUCAUUACACUGUGUAAGGAGCUCAGACGAAUAAAAGUGGCUUGCCUAAAAGGAGAGCAAAAAGUGCGCAGGCCAUGGUGGGCUCCGUCCUGCCUCUCUAUAGUCUUUGUUAAGGUGGCAAAACGCAACAGACAGUCGAGAGUUGUUUCCUUGAAGCUGGAACCCUGAAGCAAGACCGUAUGUGUAUGUAUUUGUAGUUUUAUUUUUGUUUAGGGAGCACAACAGUAGAGAACUCAACUUGUCUUCAAUAUGGCAAGGUGCUGGUAAAAGUUCUUCAACGGAGAACUUUCUUUCGUAUACGGGUUUUUUCUUUUUAUAUAUAUUUUGUUUCUGAUGAUUUGCAGUUGUAAUCCUGUUUCAAUCCUGGGAGCGGAAUAUAAUGAAUGUGAUAUCAAGGAAAUCACUGUAAUAUGGAUCAGUUGUGAAGAAAUUCGAUCUUGGACAUUCUCUACAGAAAUUUUAUAGCAA